AAUGAAAAGAGCCGAAGAUGAGUGGCUUCAUCAGAUUCUGGACGAGAUUCAGCUGGAACAAUUUUUCACCCCAAUAAAAGAUGAAUUGCAAGUAACAAGAUUGGAACAUUUCGACUUUGUUAAAAAUGAAGAUCUCGAAAGAAUCGGAAUGUCUCGUCCCGCAAUAAGGCGUCUUUUAGAUGCUGUAAAACGAAAUAAGAAGCCCAAAUUACUUUCUUUAUUCGAUCGUUUCUUCAUACAAAGUUCAAAGAAUAGGAAGGUGGAUAGAUCUCCUCAACAGCUAUCACUUACUCCAACAUUAACAUGUCUAGUCGACGAAAGGGAUUUAAAGGUAGAAGAUAAACUUGGAGACGGUUCAUUCGGGGUUGUUAGAUUAGGAAUAUGGAAAAGAGGAAAUGAAAGUAUUAAGGUUGCUCUGAAAAUCUUAAAAACAGAGUCUCUCUCCAUUCCCGGUGCUAUUGACGAUUUUGUUAAAGAAGUUAAUGCCAUGCAUGCCCUCGAUCACAAAAAUUUGAUAAAAUUAUAUGGAGUUGCCCUAUCACAACCCCUCAUGAUGAUAACAGAGUUGGCACCGUUGGGAUCGUUAAUUGAUCAGCUGCGAAAAAAUCCUAACAGAUGGAUGAUAAGUGCUCUCUACGAACUGGGCAUUCAAAUAGCAACUGGAAUGGCUUAUUUAGAGUCAAAGAGAUUUAUUCAUAGAGAUUUAGCUGCAAGAAAUGUCCUGCUUGAGUCUUAUAAAACUGCUAAAAUAGGGGAUUUUGGCCUUGUAAGAGCCCUCCCUUCUCAGGAUGAGUAUUAUGUGAUGAGUGCUGAAAGCAAGGUCCCGUUUGCCUGGUGUGCACCAGAGUCCCUUAAAACUAGACAUUUUUCACACGCUUCUGAUUGUUGGAUGUUUGGAGUAACUCUGUGGGAAAUGUUCACACAUGGUAGGGAACCCUGGUUAGGCUUAAAUGGCUCACAAAUAUUACAAAAAGUUGAUGAGCUUAAUGAAAGAUUAGACCAGCCACCUCAUUGCCCAAAUGACUUAUUCGAAUUAAUUAAAAGAUGCUGGGCGCAUUCUCCAGCAGAAAGGCCUACUUUUUCAGCAUUAUGCCACUUGUUAAGGGAAGUUCGACCUCAAGCAAUGAGAACAUUGUCUUCAAACGACGAAGAAGGACAAUUGAAAGCUGAUCCAGGAGACUUACUUACUGUUAUUUGUGGACGAAAUGAUCGUUUCUUUUGGAUCUGCCAGAAUGAGCGAACGGGAGAAAUUGGCAAAGUUCCAAGGCAAAUUCUCUCCUCUGAUAGAAGAGUUGGAAAAGAGGAUAUCUCAAAGCCAUUCCGAGACUCAUUUAUUCAUACUGGCCAUAUGGAUUGUCAGGGAGGAAAGUCUUGGGGCAGUAUUAAAACUAUCGAUCAAAUGUAUCUACAGCCACUAGAUCCGCCAGAUUUAAGAUUUGACGAAGAGGAACUAGGGAAAUCCACUGCAUCGUCUACACUAAAUCAAGUUAAAACGGUAUUAUUACCCGGAACGAAAGCAACGAAGCAGUUCUCUUAUAAACGUUUUAAGGACAACGAUAAACAACUUAUUGACGACUUAACUUCAUCAAUGUCAAAGAAAACGGACGAUUUUGAAAAACCUCUUAUUGAUUUAUCACCAACUAAUCAAAGUAAGUCGGAAUUUUCUUGGGAUGGACCACUUUCAGAGAGAUGUGGCAGUCUACCGACUGCUUUGAGCGAAGUAACUGCACCAGCUGUAAAAGAUCCUUUCGAAAUUGAUCUUAGUAAAUUGAACGGAUCUAAGAAAGCGGAGCCUCUAUACGACCUUCCACCGCUGCCUAACAAAGCUCCUACACCUUCGCAAUAUCCUACUUACUCGAACAUUGACAACUUGCCUACCUACUCGAAUGUUGGCGACAGCGCAGUUAAGUGGUCUGCACCCACUAUUGAACCAUCAAUGCGUAACGGUGUUCAGGCUUCUUACACACACUAUUAUAUUAAAGAUUCAGCUCCAGGAGGACCAGAAUGUCGUCAAACCAAUCCAGGUGACGGCCUAACAAUGCUGCAAGCUCGUGAAGCCGUGAAAAAGGUCUCCAAAUCUGUAGAUGGCGUUAGCGAAGAAGAAGCUCAAGCUGCUCUAUUAGCCUGCAAGUGGAACGAGGAGAGAGCAGUAAGAUAUUUACAAGUCGAAACCUUAUUCCGAUUGGGUAUAGGCUCCAGAGAGAAAUGUGAAGAGUUGUUAAAGAAAUACUCAUGGGAUACUCAGAAAGCUGCUUCCGCUCUACUCGAUUUAGCAAGCACUGGAAGCACUGUUUAA
Molecule: messenger RNA, 2296 nt
Organism: Dimorphilus gyrociliatus
Lineage: Eukaryota; Metazoa; Annelida; Polychaeta; Dinophilidae
Source: the annotation of a GenBank genome assembly